Molecule: messenger RNA, 672 nt
Organism: Rotaria sordida
Lineage: Eukaryota; Metazoa; Rotifera; Eurotatoria; Philodinida; Philodinidae
Source: the annotation of a GenBank genome assembly
AUGUUGACUGAAAAUAAUUUUCAUCAUCAUAACGGUGGCUCUGUAGUUUCUCAACAUCGUAUACAUUAUGCACCUUAUCAACAUCCAUCAUAUUCAGGAAAAUCAACGCAACAACAAAAUGACGUACAAAUACCAAAAAUUGAUUUACAUCAAGCUGUACGAACAAAUGAUGUUUCAAGUAUAAUACGUAUACAUAGUCGUCUUCGACAACAACCAACUGUAGCUGAUACGUGUUUACUUGAUUCAAAUGGACAUACACCACUUUAUACAGCUAUUGCUAAUGGACGACUUGCUAUGGUUGAUUUACUUCUUCAUCUCGGUCAUAAUCCUUAUUGCAUAUCAGUAGCCCGUGAAUCAGCAUUAAAUGUUGCUAUAGGUUAUGGUCGUUUGGAUAUAAUUGAUUAUCUAUUAUCACGUGGUUUUCCUGUUGAUUAUGCUGGAUUUGAAAAUAAGACACCAUUAGAACGAGCUAUUGAAUGUAAUCAAGGUUUGGUUGUCGUUACUUUACUUAAACAUGGUGUCGAUUGGCGUCAUUAUGAUGAACAACGUAAAACAGGUGAUACGUCACUUAUUGAAUGGGCACUUGCACAUGAACAUCCACAAGUCUUAGGUGUACUUAUUGAUCUUUAUGGUGAUGAUGAAUCUGUAUUCAAUCAAAUUGGCAUGUUGUAA